AGAAACUGAAACAGUCAGGAUGCCGGCUUGGAGUGAGAUGAGUCACUGCUGAACGCACCUGCAGUAGCCGAGCAGUGGCAGCAGAGAGGCAGACGUGAGCCCAGGGCGCAGAGGCAGGCAGACUCACCGAUGCCCCUCUCUCCGGCAUCUCCGAGGGUCCUCGAGGAACAUGGCUGGCAGCCGUGAGGCAGUGGCUAUGGAUUGCGAGAUGGUGGGUCUGGGGCGCCAGCGGGAGAGCGGACUGGCUCGAUGCAGCCUUGUGAACUACUAUGGUCACGUGCUCUACGACAAAUUCAUCCGGCCCGAGGGGGAGAUCACCGAUUACAGAACCCGGGUCAGUGGGGUCACCCCUGUGCACAUGGUGGGAGCCACACCGUUUGCCGUGGCCAGGCUAGAGAUCCUGCAGCUCCUGAGAGGCAAGCUGGUGGUGGGUCAUGACCUGAAGCACGACUUCAAGGCGCUGAAGGAGAACAUGGAGGACUACGCCAUCUACGACACGUCCACCGACAGGCUGCUGUGGCACGAGGCCAAGCUAGACUACUGCCAACGCAUCUCCCUGCGGGUACUGUGUGAACGCCUCCUGCACAAGAGCAUCCAGAACAGCCGGCAUGGCCACAGCUCCGUGGAGGAUGCCAGGGCCACGAUGGAGCUUUACCAGCUCUCCCAGCGAAUCCGGAGCCGCGGAGGGCUGUCCCGCCUGGCAUUGUCAAACUGAAGCUCCUCCCACCUG
Molecule: messenger RNA, 730 nt
Organism: Carlito syrichta (Philippine tarsier)
Lineage: Eukaryota; Metazoa; Chordata; Mammalia; Primates; Tarsiidae
Gene: ISG20
Product: interferon stimulated exonuclease gene 20
Exons: 4
Coding region: 170-715 (181 amino acids)
Biological process (GO): negative regulation of viral genome replication; DNA catabolic process; RNA catabolic process
Cellular component (GO): nucleus
Molecular function (GO): exonuclease activity; nucleic acid binding
Source: RefSeq, a predicted model, not a curated record